UGAAAGAUCUGGUCGCAGGGAGAGGAAAAGCUGUAAUCGUCGGCGUGCUUCCAUCCUGACAGCAUCCUUCAUCGCUGCUCAUCGAACCUCUGGGCACCAGCCCCUUCAGCUCCACGGAAAAGGCUAAACAUCUCCAGUUCCCACAUUGGAUCCUCAGCUAGGGGUGUGGUGGAGACAAUUGGCUCAAGAGGGCUCGGAUGAAUUCCUGUGUGUGCCACAUCGUUUGCUGGAAAUGUGUCUGGGGUACCACUGAGCGAGGAAUGUGCAUCUAACAACUGCUAACAGGAAUGGAGCUGCCUGGGAGGGGGCGUUUGGGACUUCCAAGCUCUUGGAGACGCAGCCAGAUGAAGUCUCCUGACUUGGACCCGGAUUUGUUUACGGAAAGUUACUGCAAGGUGUGCAGUGCUCAGCUGAUCUCUGAGUCUCAGCGUGUGGCGCAUUACGAGAGUCGAAAACAUGCAAGCAAAGUCCGACUUUAUUACAUGCUCCACCCUAUAGAUGGUGGGUGUCCAGCCAAGAAGCUGCGAUCAGAAAAUGGAAGUGAUGAUGACAUGGUGGAUAAGAACAAGUGUUGUACCCUCUGUAACAUGUCUUUUACAUCAGCAGUGGUGGCUGACUCCCAUUAUCAAGGGAAAAUCCAUGCCAAAAGGUUAAAACUGUUGCUAGGCGAGCAAACCCCCAUAAAGGGCACAGGGAAUGCUAGCAAGGAGCAGAGAGUGGAGCACAAUGAAGGCGCCCAGCUUGAAGAACUACGGGAAACCCCCUUGAGUCCACUCAAGCCGCCCCACUCGGCCAGCACCCCAGGGGUGGCCAUGUCUUCACCACAUCGUCGAAGAGAUUCAGACAGAUACUGUCAGCUCUGUGCAGCCUGGUUCAAUAACCCUCUGAUGGCCCAGCAGCAUUACGAAGGCAAAAAACACAAAAAGAAUGCUGCCCGGGUGGACUUGUUAGAACAACUAGGGAAGACGCUGGAUCUGGGGGAGUUGAGAGGUCUGAGGCGCAGUUACACGUGUAGCACCUGUCACGUCACCCUCAACUCAAUAGAACAGUAUCACGCCCACCUGAAAGGCUCAAAACACCAGACCAACCUGAAGAAUCAGUAGUGAAAACACCUGGGAUGAGAAAACAAGGGAUGAGGAAAAAAAAUCAGGAUUACUUCUGCCAAGGAGAAUCACUUACCAACCAGUGGAGGAGGAGUCUUUCUUGGACAAUGAACAUUUCUUAAGUGGAUUCACAAAUUAACAUAGUAAUUUUAGUGUGGGGAAACAACUGGAUUUUCUUUCUUUAAAAAACAAAUUCUUUGUGGUAAGUUAAGAUGGAUUAAAAAAUUUCUUGGAAAAAAGAUUCCACACACAUUCUCAAGUAUAAUGCUGUAGCAAACGGCUAAGGAAGAAUAUAACUCAACCUCAAAGACAGCAGAGAUUUAGAACAAAAGAAACCCCACAAAACACACACAACUUUUGGGGUAUUUAUUCUAGAUUUCUUCAGAGUAUAAUUAUUCUGUUAAAUUAUUGAUGAUUGUGAUGUAAAACCAUCUUCCACCAGAAACAAACGUUAUUCCUCCACCAUGUUCAGCAUGAUUGGUGUCAAUGGGCAGAGAACCAGACUGAAGCUCAAUCAAUAGGAGAUGUAUAAUGGAUGAAUCCCAUGCCUCCACAUGAUGCCUUUAGAAAUGCGGAUGGAUCAUGCCAACUGAAAAAGGAGAGCUUGGAGAUAAAGGGUGAAAUCACCAACUCUUUUCUCUGUCAUUCAAGUACAGCUUCUCAAGGUUAAAACAAGGGUUUUCCCUUAAGAGACCAAAAGAAUGUUAAAUAUAAAGCAUGAAGGGAAAAGCCAGCCCAUGGGAUGGUGCACACACUACCCACCCCGCCACCCCCCCCCACAACAGUUGACUCCAGUUUAUUUCUUUUCCCCAAGGCACCAGAUAAAGAAAAGAAAUCCAUUAAAUUGAAUGAAAGUAAACAGGUGUUUCCUUUGACGUGAACUUGAGUCAUGACCUUUUAAUUUGGGGUGGAUUCUGGUUAUACCUGCAGAAGUGAAUUUAAAUGGAAGGCAAGAGAAGGGAUGUCAGUUUGGCCAGAGCACUGGGGUGGAGCUCUUUCUGUAUGCUUCAUUAUUCCUUUCUAAUGUCACUGUCCUAGGUUUCUUGGAGGCUCCCACAAAAAUGAAUAUGUAACUCAUAUAAAUUAUACAUCAGUGCUACAGUUGGUGCCCAGGUAGAGUUCACAAAGACAUGGUAAGAGCAGGGAGUCCUUUUUCUGACUCUGAGAAAGAAUUUGGAUUUUCUAGAUUGUGGUUGCUAUUUUUGUAGAGAAUGGAGGUGCCUGAAACUCAGUGAGUAAUAGAUGAAAUGUUUCUCAAAAGAAGGCAAACAACCAUCUUAAUAACUUGGACUUAAACAUGAUACCUAUCUUUUGAAGAGGAGCCUCUGCUGUCCACAGGCUGAUCAAGUAAAAACCAAGAGGGGCACAAUGCUUAGAAACAUCAAUAGCCAAGCAAGGGCUGUCCAACAUGAACAAAAAGAACCAUGUUCCAGCUGCAAAAAGGCUGAUGUAAAUGCUUCAGAACACCUGACAGCCUCCCAUCCCAGCAAAGGUGGUUUCCUUUGGUGUGUAAAAUAUACCUUGUCAAUUUUGCUAUAAAGUAAGCAAAGUCUGUAUAUGUGUAUGUACAUAAAUAUAUUAAAUAGUGUUUGUUUCUUUAUGUGUGCAGUGAGUGAGCUGUGCAGUCGAUGAGCUGGAACCCUGAAGUGUUGUUGUUGUUGUUGUUGUUUUCAGAUAACCUAAUACAGCAUAUGAUUUUAUUAACUAUCAACACGAAAUUCUCCAGUUUCGUGUUGAAAGCACACCAAGCCUUUUGCUGAUAAGUCUCCCAAUUUGGACCUAAGCAUGUUUAUUUCAGGAUGCUCUUGCCUAGGGACAUCACCACAUUUCAUCUGUCUGACUGCCAACUGAAAGAGAGUAGUUUUUCCCUCAAUGAUUGGGACACAGGAGGAGGUGGGCUUUAACAUUCACAGACACAUGCAUAUAGGAUGAAAUAUUCAGCAUCGCCCAAGAAAGAAACAGUCAAUUACAGUUUCCUUUCUAGUGUUAUCAGGAAAGCCAGAAUCAGGGCCAGAGAUGGACCUGUCCUUUUUUCUGUCAUUUAGGCUACCAUGUCAUGGGGCAGGAAUGGGGGGAAGUCAGGGCAAACUGUCUGGGUAUUUGGAUUGGAGAGAGGGAUCAUAUUGUGGGCUUUUCAUUAUUUACCUCCAUAAUGAACACAUACUGACUCACUCCCUCAGAACCAAGCCAUCUACAUGGAGGGUACUCUGAGGGGUUGGGGGUUAUCUCUUCUUUAAUGCCAUGACUUGAGCCUCCACUGGCUUUGUUUUCCCCCUACUUCUAGACCUCAUUGGUUAGCAUCCCAAGUACCAUUAAAGCCCUUUAAGGUAUAUUUACUUUGAAAAUAUAGCAAGAACAUAUUUGAUUUAAAAAAAAAACAACCUUCCUGCCUUUCUGUUUAAGAUCUUAUAAAUCAACCCAAUCCAACAAGUUUUUUUAUUAAGCCUCCCAAAUACAGGCUAUGUCAUCCUGGGCUAAUGAUUAACUCCUCAGUGCUCUCGGGUAACUUUAUAAGAUACUGUCACAGAUCUUCAUUGGUAGAGGAAGUUUCUACACUGGGAAUUCUAUGUAAAGAUGAAAUCACAGGUUGGAAUCCUUUCCUCCAAUCCCAAAAAAAAGAAAAGAAAAGAAAAAAGAAAAUGAAGUAAAAAUAUGUGAAUCCUCUGGUAGGCACUGGAGAUAUAAAAAACAGACAGGUACCUGUUAAGCUACAUGUGAAUGGGGAAUUGUUUAAUACAUGAGAGAACCACAUCAGAGAACUUUAGAGAGAUACUCAUUUUUACCAUUUUCCACAUA
Messenger RNA from Phascolarctos cinereus (koala), 3899 nucleotides. The record is from RefSeq and is a predicted model, not a curated record. Lineage: Eukaryota; Metazoa; Chordata; Mammalia; Diprotodontia; Phascolarctidae.